Molecule: messenger RNA, 1135 nt
Organism: Achroia grisella
Lineage: Eukaryota; Metazoa; Arthropoda; Insecta; Lepidoptera; Pyralidae
Product: aldo-keto reductase AKR2E4-like
Exons: 7
Coding region: 62-1093 (343 amino acids)
Cellular component (GO): cytosol
Molecular function (GO): aldose reductase (NADPH) activity
Source: RefSeq, a predicted model, not a curated record
GACAGGCCAGCAUUGUUAAUUUAAAUUCAUAAGCGUAAUUGUCUUAGUACACUUCGUAGCCAUGUCGGUGGACGCUCGUGUUCUCUUCUUAUUAAUUUGUACUCAAAUGGCGACAGCAGUAGACGUGCCAAAAUUACUUCUCAACAAUAGACGGGAGAUACCAGCGAUUGCGCUGGGGACUUUCUUGGGAUUCGAUCAAAAUGGAGUUGUAAAAUCCAUAGACAAACAGUUGUGCAAUGUAGUUCUUAAUGCUAUCGACCUUGGAUAUCGCCACUUUGAUACCGCCUCUGUAUAUAACACAGAGGAAGAAAUAGGAGAAGCCACGCAGAAGAAGAUUGCAGAAGGCGCCGUCACCAGAGAUGAACUCUUUCUUACCACUAAGUUAUGGAACACACAUCACGAACGAUAUCAAGUCUUGCAGGCUUUGAAGGAAUCCCUGAAGAAACUUGGUACGAACUACGUGGAUUUAUAUUUGAUGCACUGGCCGAUGGGACUUAAUGAUGAUUAUUCAUACUCGGAUGUUGAUUUUAUGGAAACGUGGCGAGGUAUGGAAGACGCCGUGCGGCUAGGUCUAGCCAAAACUAUAGGAUUGUCUAACUUCAACAAGGAACAAGUGAAGAGAGUUAUCAGUGAAGCUGAUAUGAAGCCAGCUGUCCUGCAAAUUGAGAUCAACCCCCAAAUUAUCCAGACCGACUUAGUUUCGUACGCCCAAGCUGAAGGUCUGGUUGUCAUGGGGUACAGCCCGUUUGGUUCCCUGGUGAAGCGCUUCGGGAUGGACCUGCCUGGUCCAAAGAUGGACGAUCCCGUUUUAGUGGAGAUUGCUCAGAAAUACGGAAAGACAACCCCGCAGGUCGUCCUGAGAUGGAUGGUUGACAAAAAAAUAAUACCAAUACCAAAGACAAUAAACAUCAAGAGAUUGAAGGAGAACAUAGAAGUCUUUGAUUUCAAGCUGCAAGAGAAUGAGAUUCAGCAGAUAAAUGGGUUCGACCGUAGAGUCCGUUUCACAUUACCUUCGUUCUGGCAAAAUCACCCUUAUUACCCAUUUGAGAAGAUCGAAAAUCCUAUACCAGAUCCUUUUGCAAAGAAAUCUUAGUUCGUUAGAAGUUGAUAUAAGUAAAUUUAUAAAUCACUAUAA